CACUGGAUUUUUUUGACGUGACUGUUUCUAGUUCAAUUUUAGAUAGAAUUUUUUUUUUUAAUGUAGAUUUAUAAUUAUUUUUUUGCAAACGAAUUUUUUUUUCGCGUAGCAAAAGCAGUUUUUACCAGAAUGUCAAAAUUUCAUGCUUCAGUUCGUGAAAUACUUGAAGAUGUUCAUUUAUUUCUGGCUAACACUAUUCAGAAUGACGUGCUGAGUAGUGUGAGUUUAACUCAAAAAGAAAAGUUGCUCAGUAAGCUGAAAAGUCUUCAAAGUGAAUAUCCAGAACUUCAUUUGCAGUUUAAUGAAAAAGAAGAAGCAAAAUCAGAUUCGAAAAGAUGUUCUACCGCCAGUCCUCUUCCGUAUGUUGAUAUGAAUGGUGGGAGCCCAUAUAAGAUACCAUUUUUCCCAACAAAUGUUGACCAAGAAAACUAUGACGUUUGCUCUCCUAAAGAAAGAUACGACUCUUCAGAAAACCAGUCUGUCACUGGGUCGGAAGAUUAUGCAUCUGAGGAUGCAAGACUUAUUCCUGAAAUUUCAGCAAGUGAUUUGUAUUCUUGUGAAAAAGCAGGUUAUUUGGAUAAGAAAAAGAGAGAUAGUAUAAAAGGUUGGUUGAAUCCGUUUCAAAGAAGAUGGUGUGCUAUCAAAGAUAAUGUAUUGUACUAUUACGAAAAAACAACUGACCGUAAACAAAAAGGCUGCAUUGUAUUAACUGGUUAUGAAGCCAGAUCCCUUCCUGAUGAAGAGGGAAAGAAAUAUAAUCACUGUUUUGAAUUGGUUUGCCCUGGCAAACGGACUUAUCAGUUUUCUGCCCCUUCAGAAAAAGAUUUGCAGCAAUGGAUGGCUGCUGUUGAAAAGAAUAGCAAAUUUCCAGUCCAAGGUAAACCUGCAAACAGAGAAUCAAUAUCUCAUUUGGCUUGCAUUAAGAAAACUGAAAUUAAUGCUGCUGAACCUGUAACUGAAGAUAUAUAUGAAAUUGUUGAUGAAGAAAUUGUAAACUCUGAUAAUAUUCUUGAAAAAUCUGAAAAUGUUACUGACCAAAAGGAAGAAAAUGAGUGUUCUUUACAAGAAGAUCAAACUGAUCAAGAUCAGUUUUUCAAUUAUAAUGACUGGUAUGUAGGUCUGUGGGAUUGUUCAGGCUCUGAUGAUACAGAACUGACCUUUUAUCGGGGUGAUUUGAUUCAUAUUAUUAGCAAAGAAUAUGACAGUUUUGCUUGGUGGAUUGGUGAGCUACAAGGAAAAAUAGGUUUUGUGCCAAAAUCUUAUUUAAUGGAAGCAUAUGAAAGUUGCUGAAUUGUAAACAUAUUUAUUAUUAUUGUUCCAUCUUAAUUAAGAAAAAGUAUUGUUUGAAAUUUGCUGGCAUUUGUUUCAGAAUUCCUUUUUUUACUUUAUUGUUUAAGAUUGUAUUUUAAGAUUAUAUGCAUUUAUACCAACAUUAUCAUUGAAAAUGUUUGAAAAAAUUUUUCUUAUCAUAUUUCCUUUCUAGAUUUGUCUUUCAAUAAAAUAAAAGCAUUUUAGAAUUUGCAUCAGACUAUUCACAUCAGAGGAUAUGAGCUUUUAUGUAUUCCUGAAUUUCUCAGUGGUUAUAGCCCCUAUCAAAUUGUUAUUGUCAAAGCUAAUACAGAAAAAAUAAGUGAAAACAUGGACAUUUCCUUUCCUCUUUAAAUAAUGUACUAUAAUAGAAAUUUUGUAACUCUUGAAAAAAGAUUUCUAAUAUGCCCUAGAAAUAUUGUUGCAAUAUUACUGUUUAUUUAUUGCAAUUAAUUUUUAUAUGAUGAAGUUUACAUUAUUAUUAUCUUUAUAAAGAGUUGAAUAGGAAAAAAAUAUUUUUAAAUCUGUAUUAUAUUGUAAAGUUUUACAAUAAUGCUGAAAUGUAAUACAAUUAUGUUCCACAACCAUACAUUAUUAUUGCAUAUUUUGUUGAUGCUAUAAAAUAUUCUGAUCUAACUAUUUUUAAAUCUAAUUCAUACCAAAUUUUUUGCAGUAAGAUGAUAUUAUAGGAAAGGCACAUUUAGUCGGUGUAUAUUUUGUAUCAAAAUUAUAUCAAUAACGUAUGUGAAAUCAUAAUUUUAAAUCCCAAUUAUGAGAAAUCAGAUAUUUUUCAUUUUAGCAUAUUGCAUAUUGUCCUUGUUCUGUUGCACAAACAUUCUGUACUUGCACUACAUGCCAUCCGUGAUUGCACCAAAAUAAGAAUCAAAUAAAAGAUGCAAAAAGCGUUCUUAGCAUUUUAUUUGUAACUUACUCUAGAUUUUUAAUUUUAUAAAAAAAAUAGAUUAAAAAAUGAAUAUUAACAUCCUAGAAGAAUAAUUUUUAAAAAAAGCACCCAACAAAAACUUUAGAAAAGAGCUCUUGUAACUAACUGUAUCAUUUCUUGGGAAUAAAAUUAUUCCAAAAUGUUAGUCAUCACUUUCUGAAGUGCAAUUUUUCUAUUUAAAUUUCAAUGAAAAUUCAUGAAUCUCAUAUGAUUGUACAUAAAGCAAUACUUAUGAAUUUCAUCUUUCAUCCAUAUAUUGAAUAUAUUUAUGAUGAAACUACUGUAAUUUGUACUUGUAACUUCUAUGUAACUGAUUUUGUAUUCAGAUUAUAAGAAUUAAUGCUUCCUUUAAAAAUGUAUAGAUUUUCUGUUUAUGUUGAUCUUUACAAGUUCUUGCAUGAAUUUAUAAAUCUCUGAUAUACUAGGAAUUUAUAUAAAAUUAUUUGUGUAAAUUUAAUCUGUUUUAUAUAGUUAUAUUAGACCUUUAGCCACAAGAAUAAAUUAAAUUCAAUUUUUCCUACCUAAAAAACACUUUGAUUCAAAUCAGUUAUUUAUUUUUUGCUUCAUUUUCAAUUUAGCCUUUUAUUUAGAAAUAUAUCAUAAAUGUCAGUUUGAAUUUAAACAAAUGAAACUAUUAAUUUUAAUUUAAAAAUGUAAAAAAAAAAUAUGUAGGAGAAAGCAUGUGUAUUCUCAUAGCAAAUUGUCUUAUAGCUGUAAAAGGAGUCUUCUCUAUUUUUCAUCAAUUCAUCUUGACAAAGAAUUGCAGUCUAUUUAAUCACUUCUAUCAUUUGGCAACAACAACAACAAAAAAAUGUCUCAUUUUGGCUUGAAUUUUGAAACAAUUUUAGAUUUCCAAAUGAUAGAGAGAUCAAAUGGACUGAAAAUCUUUUAAAAUGCCAAUUUGGGAAAAAAUAGAGAUGGUCAUUUUUGUUUCUUCAACAAACAUUUUACCUUUAGUUUUUUGUAAUCAUUUUUGUGCAGUUUUAUGUUGCUUUUGUUUAGAAUGUAGAAUCUCAGCAUUUGUGUGUUUUUAUCCUCCUACCUCAAUUUCAAAUUUUGAAGCAGUUGCUGGCAUCUGCAGUUCAAUAUUAAUGUAACAAAAUUACAUCAUAUAUUUUAUGGGGGAAGUUUACUAAAACAUGGUCUAGUCUAUGAAAUGCAGUUUAUAUGAAACCAAAGUUUAAAUAUAAAAAUUAUUUAACUUGUAAUUUUAAGAAUUACAAGUUGAUUACUGUAAAACUCUUAAAUUAUUUGAUUUUUUGAAUUUUCCUCAAAGUAGUUGCAUAUUUGCAAUUAGUUCUUGCAGGAUUUUCUUUGUUUUGCACACUCAUUUCAGUUUUAUAUUGAUGUUUGAGUUGAAUAAAAAUUAGAGGCUACAUUUUGCUGCACACAUUUUAUUUUAUGAGUGAUUUUUCAAAAUACAAUAACUGCUCAAUAAAUUGAAUAAUUUGCUCUAAAUUCUUGAAGAAUUUUGUAUUUUUAUAUCUGCGUCUACUUACGUAUA
Molecule: messenger RNA, 3755 nt
Organism: Argiope bruennichi
Lineage: Eukaryota; Metazoa; Arthropoda; Arachnida; Araneae; Araneidae
Product: src kinase-associated phosphoprotein 2-like
Exons: 7
Coding region: 130-1290 (386 amino acids)
Cellular component (GO): cytoplasm; plasma membrane
Molecular function (GO): protein binding
Source: RefSeq, a predicted model, not a curated record